AUGUCUGAUCAAGUUCCAAUUGAAAAUCAACAAGAAGUGCCCGAAGAUGCCCAAAUGGAAGAAUCACAACCAAGUGAACAUCCUUCCCCUGAAGUUAACAUAAUAGUCAAUGGUGAUGAGGAUAUUACUGCAAGAAUGCAAGAAAUGGAAAGAGAAGCACAACGAUUAAGAGAGCUUAAUGCCCAACUAAGUCAAGAAACUGCGGGAACAGAAGCGGGUCAUCCAACUGAUGAAGAAAAGAGAGAUGUUGAUUCUAGAUCUAUUUAUAUUGGUAAUGUAGAUUAUGCAUCUACUCCAUUAGAAUUACAACAACACUUUUCUGGUGCUGGCGUUGUUAAUAGAGUUACUAUUUUAAUGAAUAAAUUUACUGGACAACCUAAAGGAUUUGCGUAUUUAGAAUUUGCCGAUACAGAUUCGGUUGAUAAAGCCGUUGCAACCCUUGAUGGUUCUAUGUUUAGAGAACGUCAACUUAAAGUGAGUGCCAAGAGAACUAAUAUACCUGGAAUCAGUAUUCCUCGUGGUGGGUUCAGAGGUGGUAGAGGUGGUAGAGGUGGCAGAGGAUCAUUUAGAGGUGGGCCACGAGGUAGAGGAAGAGGUAGAGGAGGUUUCCGGGGAGGUCCAAGAUUCACACCGUAUUAG
Hemisphaericaspora subhashii is the source of this 639-nucleotide messenger RNA. RefSeq lists its product as uncharacterized. The record is from RefSeq and is a predicted model, not a curated record. NCBI's taxonomy places the organism in Eukaryota, Fungi, Ascomycota, Pichiomycetes, Serinales, Debaryomycetaceae. The transcript has a single exon. Gene Ontology annotation, molecular function: RNA binding. Bases 1 to 639 code for a protein of 212 amino acids.